Molecule: messenger RNA, 649 nt
Organism: Arachis duranensis
Lineage: Eukaryota; Viridiplantae; Streptophyta; Magnoliopsida; Fabales; Fabaceae
Exons: 1
Coding region: 80-523 (147 amino acids)
Source: RefSeq, a predicted model, not a curated record
AAGCUUUAUUUCUAACUAGAAGCAAAAUCAAAGCAAUUGCUUUCGGGAAUAUCUAUUUGUUGUUGAAAGAUAAGAGAACAUGGGGAAAGCACAUAAGAAUGUGGGUGCAGUUGUAAUGAUAUUUGUUUUGGUGAUAGGGAUAGCAGAAUGUCGAAACUUGAAAGAAGACGAAGUAGUCUCUGGAGUUGGAGCAGUUGGAAGAAACUAUGUUGUUGGAUUUGGAGAUGGAAGAGGUGGUUUUAUCGUAUCAGAACCAGCAAGCGGGUUAGGAGCUGGAGUUGGAGCAAGUGGGAAUGCAGUCGGAAAAAAAUUUCAUGUCGUAUCAGAACCUGCAAGCGGGUUAGGAGCUGGAGUUGGAGCAGUUGGAAGAAAUUUUCAUGUCGUAUCAGAACCAGCUGGAGUUGGAGCAGUUGGAAGAAAUUUUGUUGUCGUAUCAGAACCUGCAAGCGGGUUAGGAUUCAGCAGUGCUGCCAGUGUGGGUCAAGGAAUUACCGGUGCCACUGCUGGUGGUGGUGGUCUUUGAAUUCAUCUAUUAUGAUGCGUGCAGUGUAAUGCUUUUUCUUUUCUUUUUAAUAAUAUACCAUUCACUGUAAUGCACUAAUAUAUGGAACCCAAUACGUAAUACAAAAUAAGCCUUCAUCUCUCAUCA